AUGAAGGACUUGAUUGGGGGGAAAAGCUUUAAUGUGCCAAUCAAAUUAGCCUACAAUGGAAUUGCUACUUCUACAAAUUCUCUUGCUGAUACUGGAGCAAAUGGAGCGAAUUUUAUUGAUACCCGAUAUGCCAUAGAAUUGGCAAGAUUCUUUGAUAGGAAGUUUCAAGAACUCCCAUUCAAAUGCCGCAUGAAGGGAUACAAUGGCGCCCCCGGCGGGGUGAUAGACCGCACAUUGACCCUAAACCUCUGGGUGGAUGGCCGGAGAUUUCAGAAUGUCCCUCUGCUGGUAACAGACCUAGGCCAGCACCCUGUCAUCCUGGGACGGAAGUGGUUGGCAGCACAGGAUAUAUGGCUUGAUGUUAAAAACCAAUGCCUGGUUUGGCCGAGUGAACGGUCUAUCCCUGAACAGGUGGCGGAGCUGAUGUUGAAGAUAGUACCCUGGUCAGUACUGAAGCGCCCAGACCCCAAGCCUGAGCAUCAGGCGGAUGUGGAACGAAGAGAGAUCAAGCUGGAUGAGGAGAUCAGACAGGAGCAUCAGGCUCAGCUCCGCAGAUUGAAAGGGAUCAGCUCAGUCGUGAUGCCUGAGACGAGGCAGGGGCUGACCUGGGAGGAGACAGCACCACAGAUGAUGGAUAUGAACUUCAUUGGGGCUGCUUCCUUCCAUGGUUAUAUGAAGAACAAGAAGUCAACAGUCUUCAUAACCAGUCUGUAUGAAAUUGAUAAACAGCUUGAGGAGAAGCGGGGUUUAGUGGGAGCUGAGGAUGAGUCUGAUGAGGAGCUGAUCAGCAACUUACCAGAAUGGUUGAAAGGCCGGGAGGACUGCUUCUCAAAGAAAGCAUCAGAUGAACUGCCCCCCCUAUGGAAGAAUGUUGAUUUUAAAAUAGAGCUCCAGCCUGAUGUUGACCUCACCCAGGGCAUUGGACAUGCGCCUCUAUAUAAGAUGAAUCUAGAGGAACUAGAGGCAGUGAAGACCUACCUUGAAGCCAACCUAGCAAAGGGUUUCAUCACCCCAAGUUCAGCCCCCUACGCCUCCCCAAUCCUGAUUGCCCGUAGUGGGAAGAAGCUAUGA
Molecule: messenger RNA, 1071 nt
Organism: Paracoccidioides lutzii Pb01
Exons: 1
Coding region: 1-1071 (356 amino acids)
Source: RefSeq, a predicted model, not a curated record